UUCUAAAGUCAUCAAACACUUUGGUGGAAGCGGUAACGAGAUUGUGACAUGAAGGCGAAACAUCUGAAAUAGGAAAGUGUUUGCUCUCUCUAUUUCGCAAUGAUUUAACGUUUCUUGGUUAGAGUUGGAAGAAAAAAUAACAACCGUGAGCUAUCAGGAUUAGCGAACACCUCUGGAGGAGGCAAAGACGAAGGGCAGUGGUGGCGUUACAGGGACUGGCAGCAGUGUUGGAGUUGUACAAGAGUUGGAAGCAGUGGGCGGGAAUAUUUAUUUCCAUCUGCCUGUGAAACUGACAAGGAGUAACACGACAUCCAUUCACCGUCCCUGGAGAACGGGAAUUCUGCAAAAAUUACGGGGGCGGCAAGUGAUGGAAAAAAACCAGUGCCAGAGGCAAAUAUUCCUCAAAUUGGGAAUUAAAGCAACACUAACAUUUUUCUAAAUCCAGACUGCACCAAAGCGACAAAAUCGAAAUAAUCAAAUCGUUUUUUGAGCAGCAUUUAGUUCGCGGCAGGGAAUGUCUGAAUUGCGCAACACCGUGAUUAUUUUUUAAACAAAAUCGAGCGUGACACGUUUUAAAGUACUCGUCCUUGGCAAAUUGCAAUAAAAAGAAUAGGGUUGUGGAUAAUGUAGACCAAUUAAGUCAGACUAAGUGUUACCGCUCCACAUGCAGCAAGAAACGAAAAGCAAUGUCUGGGCGUUGAACAUCUAAAAGUCACAAUUUCCUCCCAACUCUUCUCAAACUGGGGACCAAAUAAUUUUGAAGGAAAUUAAGAACCACACCCCCAAAAGGCACACGCAAGUAAACUGCGAUCAACAGCUAUUGAAGUCAAAAGCGGAAAGAUGCGGGAUGGAAACAAUUCAAGUUUGUAUUUUUUGGAUAUGCUUUGUCAAAGAACUUUGCAGCAGGUGGGGCGAGAAGCCACGUAGGAUAUAACGCAGCAUAAAACAACACUUGGACGUUAUGAUGAAGAGAUUGUAAUUGCAGUAAAAACUUUCAGGCAGAACUGGACCUUUAACAAGAAAAAAACCCACGAAAAUCGGUAGCUCUGACUCGCAAUGUGAUUUGGACUCGCUUGCUCUCGGGAAAUUGUAUGUGUACCAGUCAGGUAAUAAGAUCCUGCUGUCCUUGUGCCUUCGGGCUAGCGUUCUACUCCUUCCCGCGUGCGCCCAAGGGUGGUGUUCUAUUCCAUCCCGUGAGUUAAGGGCGGGGUUCCAUCCCGCGUGCUUCCCGGUAUAGCGUUCCACUCCUUCCCGCGUGCUCCCCGGAAUAGUGUUCUAUUCCUUCCCGCGUGCUCCCCGGGGCAGUGUUCCAUCCAUUCCCGGGGCGGGUGCUCGCCUGGGUAGUGUCCUAUUCCACCCAGCGUGCUCCCCGGGGUAGUGUUCUAUCCCAUCUCGCGUGCGCGCUGGGAUAGGGUUCCAUCCCAUCCUGCGUGCUCCCAGUAGUAGUUGCCAUCCUUUCCCACGCGCUCCCUGGGGUAGAUCCUAUCGCGUGCUCCCAGGAUUGUGUUCUAUCUGCACGCUCAAGGGGCGAGUGAGGCGAUUCUUCCUCGGGCUGGGUUGGAUUGCAUUAUCGCACACGUUCAUCAGGCGGGCGUGUUGUCGAUUUUGUGCCAGUGCCUAAAAGAGACAUUGGUUGUGGACCCUGGAUCUCCUGGAAGGGAGUUGACCGUGGAUAGCAUCCUCUCCUUUCCUGGCGUAGCACUCCCCGGACGUGUGCUGGACUUCUGAGACGUUGCUGGACCUUUGAGUCGUUGCUGGACCCCUGAGACCAACGUCACUUAGAAAUGGGCGUGCAAAGACCGAUUUGAAACGAUGUGAACUUCUCAUCGCACUUGCACGAUGACCCUGUUCGAUGGAAGUCCAGGGAGACAGAUAACAGCGCUUGCCAUCCUGGUCUAUCUUCUUAUCCUCAUCCGGACCAAAGAGAUGAACGCCUCGGCCAUCUUUUCAGAUUACUUAUCUAAAGUUUUACGUAGCCAUACGGAGCAAGCUUGUGAUGGCAGUCACCUAAACCUACAUUGUCCUCGAGAUACAACAUUAAGUAUACAGUCAGCAUUUUAUGGACGUAAGGUGCCAAGUUCCCUUUCGUGUCCAAGCUUAAAUCCUGGAAACACUGUAGAAGAAAAUCUAAAUUGCACAGCACCUACCACUUUACAGAAAAUACUGGAUGAAUGCCAGGACCAACAAUCUUGCCAACUCCUAGUCAAUAGAAAGGUUUUUGGACUUGACCCGUGUCCAGGCACCAGCAAAUACCUCCUUGUCUCCUACAAAUGCAAGCCCAAAGAGUACAAACGCAAACUAGCCUGUGAGGGCAAAGAACUUAAAAUACGUUGUAAAAAUUCUGCAUUGAUUAACAUCUAUUCAGCAACAUAUGGCAGAAUGUCAAAUGGAAAUAAAGCUUGCCCUUCAAAUCUCAAGCUGCCUAGAAUUGAAUGUUUGUCGCACACUGCCUUGCAAGUUGUAACAACAAGCUGUUAUGGUAAACAAAACUGCAAAAUUAUUGUCAGUAGCCACUAUUUUGGAGACCCUUGUUUACCUGGAAUGCAGAAGUAUCUCAGUGUCGUCUAUAUAUGUGUUUCCAAAUUGUUGCUACAGGAAGCUGAUCCUGGUUUCUCUGCUCUUGCACCUUCGUGGAUUUACAAUGAGAAUGCCAACAAGUCUUUGAGCCCUCAAGAAUCCAGACUUUCAACAAAAGAAGGAAAAAUUGUAAUCGGCACCCUGCUUAUAUUUGCUUAUAUUAAAAAUAACCCAGAAAUAGUUGGUUUGUUGUUUGUAUCCAGUGUCUGCAUUGGAUUAAUAUUCACACUGUGUGCAAUCAUAAUUCAAGUAUUCUGCAGAAUAGACCUGCGUAAAAUUUACCACAAGAAAAUUGACUCACCGGAAACUUACCACAGGAAAAUGGACUGUUGUCAGGACAAUAGUGAUGUUGAAGGCAACAGCAACAGUGAUGAGUAUGAAAGUACCGAUGAAGAUGAUGAUGAAGAAGUGAGUUCCUCAGACUUUACUUUUGAAGGAUUAACAAAAUUAUAUGGGACCACAGGAUCCAGCAGUGCAGAAGCAGCAGAAAUAGCUGAGAGGAUAGAACGGCGAGACAGGAUAAUACAGGAAAUCUGGAUGAAUGGAGGCUUAGAAGUACCUGUUGUGAGGAACCUUAAUCUGUAUUACUGAUAUCUACGGAGCUCAAAAUCAUCAGAAUGAAUGUAUUGGCUAUUUGCAAUUCGUGGACUUAUUUCAACAAAGCCAUUAUUAUAAUGACAAAGUUAUUUUUAUUUUAUUUCUAUAGAUCCAUUUUAGCUACGUUCCUUCUAUGAAGGAAACCGAUUGAUCUAAAAUGCAUUGUGAAUUCAAAAAUUGAUAUUUUUAGCAGGGUGAAAUCUUUUGGCCAGACCUCAGCUUCAGGGAACUGUGAACGGUUUUAUGAACUCAUCUAUUUUAUGGUAAAUUAAAAAUUUCCAGAUCACUGGAUCAGACCAUUGAUCAGAAAUAUUCUGAAACUGAAAUGUAUUCCAUGGUGACCAUGUUAGAUUCCUUCGGCUUGUGUUUAUACAUUUCACUAAGUCUGAAUAAAAUGAACAUUAAGU
Molecule: messenger RNA, 3581 nt
Organism: Leucoraja erinaceus (little skate)
Lineage: Eukaryota; Metazoa; Chordata; Chondrichthyes; Rajiformes; Rajidae
Gene: eva1c
Product: eva-1 homolog C (C. elegans)
Exons: 8
Coding region: 1840-3168 (442 amino acids)
Molecular function (GO): carbohydrate binding
Source: RefSeq, a predicted model, not a curated record